Messenger RNA from Camelus dromedarius (Arabian camel), 5522 nucleotides. RefSeq names its product transient receptor potential cation channel subfamily V member 4 (gene TRPV4). The transcript has 16 exons. Gene Ontology annotation, molecular function: calcium channel activity; protein binding. The record is from RefSeq and is a predicted model, not a curated record. Gene Ontology annotation, biological process: osmosensory signaling pathway; calcium ion import across plasma membrane; actin filament organization. The coding region runs from base 99 to 2714 and encodes 871 amino acids. Gene Ontology annotation, cellular component: cilium; plasma membrane. NCBI's taxonomy places the organism in Eukaryota, Metazoa, Chordata, Mammalia, Artiodactyla, Camelidae.
GUGAUCUCGGGGAUCCUUCCACGAAGCGCCUGCCCCUCUACCCGGGAAGAUGAAGUCCCUUUUCCAGGCCGAGCAGGGCAGACUGGUCCCAGGGCAGCAUGGCGGAUCCCAGUGAAGGCCCCCGCGCGGGGCCUGGGGAGGUGGCCGAGCCCCCCGGGGAUGAGGGUGGCACCCCCGGCGGGGAGGCCUUCCCCCUCUCUUCGCUGGCCAACCUGUUUGAGGGGGAGGAUGGCUCCCCCUCCCCCUCGCCGGCUGAUACUGCUCGCCCUGCCGGCCCAGGCGACGCACGACCCAACCUGCGCAUGAAGUUCCAGGGCGCCUUCCGCAAGGGGGUGCCCAACCCCAUCGACCUGCUGGAGUCCACCCUGUAUGAGUCCUCGGUGGUGCCCGGGCCCAAGAAGGCGCCCAUGGACUCGCUCUUUGACUAUGGCACCUAUCGCCACCACCCUAGUGACAACAAGCGGUGGAGGAGGAAGGUCAUAGAGAAGCAGCCACAGAGCCCCAAAGCUCCCGCGCCUCAGCCACCCCCAAUCCUCAAAGUCUUCAACCGGCCUAUCCUGUUUGACAUCGUGUCCCGGGGCUCCACCGCCGACCUGGAUGGACUGCUCCCCUUCCUGCUGACUCACAAGAAACGCCUGACUGACGAGGAGUUCCGGGAGCCAUCCACCGGGAAGACCUGCCUGCCCAAGGCCCUGCUGAAUCUGAGCAAUGGCCGCAACGACACGAUCCCUAUGCUCCUGGACAUCGCAGAGCGCACGGGCAACAUGCGGGAGUUCAUCAACUCGCCCUUCCGGGACAUCUACUACCGAGGUCAGACCGCCCUGCACAUUGCCAUCGAGCGCCGCUGCAAACACUACGUUGAGCUCCUGGUGGCUCAAGGUGCCGACGUCCACGCGCAGGCUCGGGGGCGCUUUUUCCAGCCCAAGGAUGAAGGAGGCUACUUCUACUUUGGUGAAUUGCCCCUGUCGCUGGCUGCCUGCACCAACCAGCCCCACAUCGUCAACUACCUGACGGAGAACCCCCACAAGAAGGCGGACAUGCGGCGGCAGGACUCCCGUGGCAACACGGUGCUGCACGCGCUGGUGGCCAUCGCCGACAACACCCGCGAGAACACCAAGUUCGUCACCAAGAUGUAUGACCUGCUGCUGCUCAAGUGUGCCCGCCUCUUCCCCGACAGCAACCUGGAGGCUGUGCUCAACAACGACGGCCUCUCGCCCCUCAUGAUGGCCGCCAAGACGGGCAAGAUUGGGAUCUUUCAGCACAUCAUCCGUCGGGAGGUGACAGACGAGGACACCAGGCAUCUGUCCCGCAAAUUCAAAGACUGGGCAUACGGGCCGGUGUAUUCCUCGCUCUAUGACCUCUCCUCCCUGGACACAUGUGGGGAAGAGGCCUCUGUGCUGGAGAUUCUGGUGUACAACAGCAAGAUCGAGAACCGCCACGAGAUGCUGGCUGUGGAACCCAUCAACGAACUGCUGCGGGACAAGUGGCGAAAAUUUGGGGCUGUUUCCUUCUAUAUCAAUGUGGUCUCCUAUCUCUGUGCCAUGAUCAUCUUUACCCUCACUGCUUACUACCAGCCACUAGAGGGCACUCCGCCGUACCCUUACCGCACCACGGUGGACUACCUGAGGCUGGCCGGCGAGAUCAUCACACUCUGCACCGGGGUCCUGUUCUUUUUCACCAACAUCAAAGACUUGUUCAUGAAGAAAUGCCCUGGAGUGAAUUCUCUCUUCAUUGAUGGCUCCUUCCAGCUACUCUACUUCAUCUACUCUGUGCUGGUGAUUGUCUCAGCGGCCCUCUACCUGGCGGGGAUUGAAGCCUACCUGGCCGUCAUGGUCUUCGCCUUGGUCCUGGGCUGGAUGAACGCCCUUUACUUCACCCGUGGGCUGAAGCUGACGGGGACCUAUAGCAUCAUGAUCCAGAAGAUCCUCUUCAAAGAUCUUUUCCGCUUCCUGCUGGUCUACUUGCUCUUCAUGAUCGGCUAUGCUUCAGCUCUGGUCUCCCUGCUGAACCCAUGUGCCAACAUGAAGGUGUGCAGCGAGGACCACACCAACUGCACGACGCCCACGUACCCCUCCUGCCGCGACAGCGAGACCUUCAGCACUUUCCUCCUGGACCUCUUCAAGCUGACCAUCGGCAUGGGCGACCUGGAGAUGCUCGGCAGCACCAAGUACCCCGUGGUCUUCAUCAUCCUGCUCGUCACGUACAUCAUCCUCACCUUCGUGCUGCUCCUUAACAUGCUCAUCGCCCUCAUGGGGGAGACAGUGGGCCAGGUCUCCAAGGAGAGCAAGCACAUCUGGAAGCUGCAGUGGGCCACCACCAUCCUGGACAUCGAACGCUCCUUCCCCGUGUUCCUGAGGAAGGCCUUCCGCUCGGGUGAGAUGGUGACUGUGGGCAAGAGCUCGGACGGCACUCCGGACCGCAGGUGGUGCUUCAGGGUGGAUGAGGUGAACUGGUCUCACUGGAACCAGAACUUGGGCAUCAUUAAUGAGGACCCUGGCAAGAACGAGAGCUACCAGUACUACGGCUUCUCGCACACCGUGGGCCGCCUCCGGAGGGAUCGCUGGUCCUCAGUGGUGCCACGCGUGGUGGAGCUGAACAAGAACUCGAACCCGGACGAGGUGGUGGUGCCUCUGGACAACAUGGGGAAGCCCAGCUGUGACGGCCACCAGCAGAGUUACCCGCCCAAGUGGAGGACUGACGAUGCCCCCCUCUAGGCGCUGUGGGCAGGAGCAGGGUCCCCUCCACUGCCCACUUCUAGUCCACUUGCAUUUCAGUGGCGCCCCCCGGGGUGUCCCCUGCACCCUCCUUCAGCCCCCAGAGGUGAGGGCUGGGCAGAGAUGCCGGGGAGGCCCCAGGACCCUCUGGCUCCCCCACCCCACUCCCCAGGCACCAGGCUCCUGGCCGCCUUUCUCACUCCCAUGGAGUCAGCUAAGCGACACCAGGGCCUCUCUGCCUCUCCAUUUAUUUAUUUGCUCUGCUCUAGGAGAGCGGCACGACCCCUGCCCGGAACUGGAGCCUGGCCGAGGCCUCAGGACCCCAUCCCAGGGGCACUGCUGGCUGAGCCCCUGGCCCCACCCUGCACCCUGGGCCGCUCAGGCCACCGUGUGCUGAAGUGUGGUGGCUUUGCCAGGGGGCCUACCUUCUGUGUGUUCUGUAAGAGGCCUGGGAUUGUCGGUGCUCAAUAAAUGUUCGUUGAUGGUGGAGAUGGUGGGGACGAUGGUGGGAGGAGCGUAGCAGGCACAGGGUGUUGGCACGGAGAUGGGAGAGCUAAGAAAUGUCUGCGGGGGGCGGGGAUGAGAACGAGGGGCAGUAAUAAUGACCAAGGUGGUGUUUAGGGUGAUGGUUGGGGGGCUGGACGAGGGGUGGUGGCCUGAGAGAUGGGGGUGAGAUGGAGUGUGAUACAGAAGAUAGAGCUGAAGAGAGGAGGUGACAGUAGACUGGUGGAGUGAUAAUGGUGCUGGCGGGGAGAGAGUCAGUCUGGUCAGGUUAUAGGAAUGCUGGGAGGGGAUAAUGACACUGGUGGGGGGACAGGAAUGCUCAUCAUGGCCUGGUGACACUGGUGGGGGUAACACUGUGCCAGCGGGGGGAGGACAGCUGCUGGGGAGGGCCAGAGCCGAGGUGGGGAUGACAGCCCUGGAAAUGGGUGAGCCAUCAAGUGUCAGCAACGGGGGGAUGGUGAGGGUGACAGUGGCCUUAGAAAGGACAGUGGUGGCAACUGGAGUGGUGACAGUGCUUGUGGAGCCUGGGGUGGGGACGGGACCACGUGCCAUCGGAGUUGUGAAUGUGACCUGGAGCUGAAGGCUGACCUGCUUCCCUUUCGAGGGCAGCCAUUCUCCCCAGGGUCACACCCCACUGCUGAUCAAGCCCCCUGGGCAAGAGGAAGGACCCCACAGACACCGCAUCCUGCUGCUCCACCCUGGAGCGGAGGAACCUGCAGUCAGCUGAAGUUGCCCUCUGACCUCCCGGGUCCCUGCUCGGACGAGGUCUGAGGUCCCCUCUGAAGCUUGAGUUGACCAGAGUUUGGGUCUCUGAGGACCGGGCCAAGGGCAGCUUCAGUGGGAGAAGCACAGGGCAUGGGGUCUGCAGACGUGGGCCUGCACUGUUGGCCCAGACUGUGGGUCACUUUACUCCUCUGGGCCUCCAAGUCCCCGUCUGCCGGAAGGGUGAGACUCAGUUACUUGAGGGACUGGAGUCUAUUCAGCAAUAUGAGAACCAAGCCGACAUGAAUUGUGUUACCACUGAGGGUGGCUGGGGGGCGCCAACCUUCCCAUGGACCCAUUCUUUCCAUCUCCCUCUACAUUGCCUUCCAGGGGCUGGUGGGCUCUCCUUGUGGUCCAAGAAUGACCCAACUCCUCCCAGGGAUGCAGGCUUCCUCAUUCCAACCCAACACACACACACAUACACACAGAUGGUCCUCACCCAGCAUUCUCAAAGGAGGUCCCAAGAGCCAUUCUGAUUGGACGGACUGGGGUCACAUGUCAUGCCUGAGCCAAUCCCAUGACUGGGGGUUGGGAUGCCCUCCCUGGCUGAGCCAAGCCUUCUGGGUAGUGGUGGGUAGGUCCUAAAUGUUGAGCCUCAGUGUCCUCAUCUGUAAAAUGGGGCACAGCUUUUUGUGAAGAUCAAGUAGUUCCCUGGGCUUUUCAAAGAAGAGAGGAUUGUGGUUGUAGUGUUUGUAUAGUUAUGUGCUUGGGGCAGCAAGUCACGGAGAACUUGAAGGAAAGAAUGUUUAUUGUCUCAGCAGGAAGUCUCAAGUUAGGGAGGGCAGGAAAGCUGGUGAAUUCAGUCUCUGUGAUUCAUGAAGGGUUCAGCCAGCUCCUUUAUCCCUCCAAGCAUUUAUCAGGUACUGAAGGUACUAAGCUAGGCACCACCCACCAGGUGUGCUGGCUUUUUCUUCACACGGGCUUCCAUCAAAGACACAAGAUGGCGCCACCAUAUCAGGCAUUGCAUCCAGAGGAAGCAGGAGAGAUGGUUCUUCCUGGGUCUCUUUUAAUGGGAGAGGAAACCUUUCCUUGAAAUCCCCCAGCCAACCUCCCUUCUUGUAUUAUUGGCCAGAAUUGUGUCACGUGUCCCAUGCUUCAGCCAAUCAGCAGGCAGGAAGCGGCAAUUGCCCUAAAGAAGAAGAAGGCAAUAUGGAGGAAGGUAGUUUCCCCAGCCUGGUCUGAGGUGUGUGGGCAAGGAGGGUGGGGAAACCAGGAUUUCCUAGGCGGCCGGUAACAGCUUUUCCCAGAUGCCCACCCUCCCCUCCAUCUUUCUAGUUGGAGGGUGGGCAACACUAUCACGGAAAAUGGCAGUGACUCAUUCUGGGGCUGUAAAGAGAUUGUUUCUCUAGGGGCAUAUGGGAUGGGCUGGCCCAUAAGAUCAAAACACCCUUUCAGCUCAAAAAGACUCAAUCGAUUAUUGAGGUGAAUGCCUCAUUCACUGAUUUUUUAAAAAUCAUGCAAUAAUUAUAGGCUAUGAAUUUUCCUCUGAGGACAUUUUUAGCGAAAUACAUAGUAACUUCUUCUACCGUGAUUUUCUAAAUA